Colletotrichum godetiae is the source of this 1236-nucleotide messenger RNA. Its product is annotated as ankyrin repeat-containing domain protein. The record is from RefSeq and is a predicted model, not a curated record. Gene Ontology annotation, molecular function: protein binding. Bases 147 to 1190 code for a protein of 347 amino acids. The transcript has a single exon. Lineage: Eukaryota; Fungi; Ascomycota; Sordariomycetes; Glomerellales; Glomerellaceae. Gene Ontology annotation, cellular component: cytoplasm; nucleus.
CUCUCAAGUCAACCAUGAUUAGCAGACACACACACACACACGCUCAUCUGACAUAACCAAACAGGCAUCGCAUAGACGUGAGUACGUGAGUAGAACCGAAACUUCAUCUGGUAAGUACGAACCAUGGACUAAGUCAAGGUACCGAAAUGACAUCACUUCAGCUGCCUCAAAACAACUACAAGACCACCGGUCUGGCAGGCAUCCCUAUCCCUACGGAGCUCGUCCUGCAAAUCGUCAAAGCCAUGGGCCCGCGACCAAAGCCAAAGUCGGCUAAGCAUAUGAUCCUUCAUGAUUCUCUUGAGGCCGACUCGGAUUUAGAUGGCUUGGAGAUCGUGGAAGAUUACUUCUACGAAGAUCCCAAUAAGUCAACGCCACCAGACGUUCUUGACGGUAUCACCGACCUCAAGAAUCUGACUAUAUCGUGUAGGGCGCUGUACGAAGUCCUGAAAGGUGAGCUUUACAAACGAAGUGGGCAAGAGGACGACUGGUAUGCUCUUCGAUGGGCCAGUUUCAACGGUAAUAUACGUGCGUUGGAAGCAGCUGUCCAGGCUGGCGCGUCAGUAAACUACGCAUUCGAGAAAGCGGGAACUCCGACGGACAUGGUGAACUAUGGGCGUGUAGACAGUACCUUUGGCAACUUCCCCAGAAUGCCGAGGUCAAAGACGUUCAACUUCGGCACGCCUUUGCUUUCAGCAGCGUAUGGCGACGCCACCCGGCGACAUCAGGCGAUCAAGUGGUUGCUCGCCCACGGCGCCGAUCCAAACGUCGCGGAUGCCAACGGCAUCACUCCACUGCAUGUCGUGUGUAGAUGGGGUAUACGAGCCAGCCUGACCGUCGAGCUCCUUCUUAAAAAGGGCGCGAAUGCCAAUGCUCGAGGCCCUCGGGGAUGGACACCUCUGCACUUGACGUGCUACUCGCGCAGAUGGCAUCCCGAUCCGGAGGACCCUCGGCGUCUGUCUCAGCAGAAGCAAGACCUGGUCAUGAUACCUUCUGCAAGGGAGCUGAUCAAAGCAGGGGCUGACUUGCAGGUAAGGACGACCGAAGGUGGUGCGAAGGAGUCUGGCGAGCCUUGCAUCUCUGGUUUGACGCCGUAUGAGCUAUCUCUCUACUGCCAGAACAUUACAAUGGUUGAGUACUUCCGUGAGCAACAAGCGCUUCAUUCGGAAGGCUGGGUUGAUCUCAAGGGCUGAACUUUGUAAGUUUAUGGCUGGAUAUUAUUUGUUUGAAAUAGCACCG